AAACGAGCAGGAAGAAAAGAUGGCGGCGAGGAAUGGGAAGAGUGGUCUACUUGAAAAAUGGAGGAUUGAUGAAAAGCCUGUAAAGAUUGACAAAUGGGAUGGUGCUGCAGUGAAGAACUCUCUAGAUGAUGCAGCUAAGAAGGUUCUAAUUGAAAAAUAUGGUUAUGUUGAGAACUUCAACCUGGUCGAUGGACGUCUGUUCAUUUGUACAAUCUCCUGCAUUUUUGCCAUUGUAGCUUUAAUUUGGGAUUAUCUACACCCAUUCCCAGAGUCAAAGCCAGUCCUGGCAUGCUGUGUUGUUUCAUACUUCAUAAUGAUGGGCAUUUUGACCCUGUACACUUCUUACAAAGAGAAGAACAUCUUCUUGGUGUCCGUGCAGAAAGACCAAGCUGGCAUGGACCCAGAUCACGUUUGGCAGCUCUCCUCUAGUCUAAAAAGGUUUGAUGACCAGUAUACGUUAAGAAUGUCCUUCACAGAUGGGAAAACCAAGCAGACGAGGGAGACUGAGUUUACAAAGUCUGUCGGGGCAUUCUUUGAUGAGAAUGGAACGUUGGUGAUGGAUCAGUUUGAAAAAUGUGCAUCAAAGCUUCAUGACACAUUGGGCACAGAGAAGAAGUCAAAGUAGCAUUUAGUCAAAAAAUGAUAGGACCAGCCCUCAUCGUUCCAGCAUAUGUGGUAACAUUGGCUCUAUAGUGGGACAAAGCACAGAUGUUAUUCAAGCUUGCGUGUGUUAUCAGAGUUUAGCUCUCAACCUUCAAGGUUAGCAAAGUUUUUUUUUUUUUUUGCUUUUGAUUAUAAUGUCAAUUGUUUUUUUAAUUGAAGGUUCUAUAUAUAUAUAUAUAUAUAAUA
Molecule: messenger RNA, 849 nt
Organism: Xyrauchen texanus (razorback sucker)
Lineage: Eukaryota; Metazoa; Chordata; Actinopteri; Cypriniformes; Catostomidae
Gene: spcs2
Product: signal peptidase complex subunit 2
Exons: 5
Coding region: 20-625 (201 amino acids)
Biological process (GO): protein targeting to ER
Cellular component (GO): membrane; signal peptidase complex
Source: RefSeq, a predicted model, not a curated record